UGAAAGAAGAACUCUUACAAGCUUUUCAGGCUAAGAACUCUGUAAUUUGCCCAUAAUUAUGUCAGUGAUGAAGGAUAUAACCAAUUUAAGCUCAAACUUGACAGCAAGCGGCCACGAAAGCUCUCCGGAGAGGGACAUCUUCGUUUCUUUGGCCUCUCCAAGCUCGAGAAAGAGAACCGCGAAACAUGUGCAAGAGAGCAUGCAGAGAUUUCUACAAAAGUCCGAAACCCUUGGAAGUACCAGCAAUGAGGACGAAAUCAGCGAAGGUGAAGCAGAUGGUGGAGUAAAUUCAGUGUUUAUGACUCCCGAAACACCAAACGAAGGCCCUCCAAAAGUGAGCAAACCGAAACGAAAGAAGCUUCGUCUUGGAGGAAGCCCUCGUAGCGGGAGUCAGUCGCCCGCUUUAUCUGUGACUCUUAACGGACUAACCAAGGCUCAACUGAUCGGUUUAUUGGAAACUCUAGUGGCAGAAAGACAUCCAGAUCUUGAACAGGAAUUACGAAGCCUUAUCCCUGAACCAGACCUAACAGAAUUUGAAGAAAAGCUGAAGCGCUUGCAAAGAAACAUUUACAAAUCCUUCCCGUACACUCGUUAUGGCUCGUCGCGAGAUGCUUUUUGUUAUCGCCGAGUGAACACGCAUCUUACCACUUUCAAGAAAGAAUGUGUUGCCCAAGGCCAGAUUUUACUCAACUCACAGCUUUGGGAAUCAACUUUGAACUAUGUUCUGAUGGCCUGGGAUUAUGUUGAGGGAAUGCCAGACUGGGACAAUCCAGCACACAACAAAAGCAAAGAACAGUGCUUUCAAGCCCUGGCGGUCCAGUGUAAAAAAUCUCUCAUGAAACUAAAGAGCAGCCUCUCAGAAGACAAAUGUUCAGGUCUGCUUGAAAGGAUGAAAACUGCCAGUGAGCUAAAUAACCAAAUACAGCCUUGUGUUGACCAGCUAACUAUAAUGAAGUCAAAAUUUUAGAUACAAUUGACAUAAUUAAAAUCUCCAUUUUUAUUCCUUUUGAAAUUAAGAUGUCAGUUUUGUAUGGAAUUUUGGUAUCUGUGUCCAGAACUUAAUGAAAAAAAAUUGGGUGUUUAGGAGAUGCUGUACUUUGCAUACUGGUUCCUGUUUGUAUUUGAUGUAUUGAUAGAAAAUUUUAUAUUUUUAUUAUAAAGAAAGUGAUGGAGUACUUUUGUAAAUUUUCAUGCUGAGUGUGGCUUUAAGUAUUGUAAAAAAUAUGAAAUAAACAAUCUUGAA
This is a messenger RNA of Stylophora pistillata, 1243 nucleotides long. RefSeq lists its product as uncharacterized. Gene Ontology annotation, biological process: nuclear protein quality control by the ubiquitin-proteasome system; proteasome localization. NCBI's taxonomy places the organism in Eukaryota, Metazoa, Cnidaria, Anthozoa, Scleractinia, Pocilloporidae. Gene Ontology annotation, molecular function: proteasome binding. The record is from RefSeq and is a predicted model, not a curated record. Gene Ontology annotation, cellular component: nucleus; nuclear membrane.